CGGUAGGUACAUAAGGUACGCGUGCAGUACUGAAGUGUGUGUGUUGAGGCUUAAGUGGUAUGUACUAACUGGCGGGGUUUUAGCGGUCUUGGCGCCCUGAGCUCCGGGUCCCGCUCCAGGGGCUGCCCAUCGAGGUCCCAUCCGGCAUGGAGCUCUGCCGCGCAGCCGUGGGGCUUCCGUCCCCGAAAUUUUUGGGCAACCUUGAAGACCGCACGCAGUCCCCGCGCCAGCUCGCGCCUAGCCAGGCCGCAAUCCGGACGGCAGACCACGACCAAUCGCCGGACCUACCCAAUCCGCCUCCCGAUCUUCUCGCGGCUCCUCCGACGACGCCGGUCGACCACACUUCAAAAUGACGGCAUCUGCGCUGAGCAAGUGGCCAACGUGCCUGGCAUGCUUGCGCCGACUUGCACAACCCUUUGGCGCCAGUCAUGGCGAGCCCCGCGCUCGUGCUGUACCGGUGGCCCGGCCCAUUGUCCACAUCCAGACUCGGGCCGCGUCACACAGGAUGCGCCUUCAAGAUCAGGGCGUGGUUGUCCGCCUGCUCGAAGACAUUCCAAAGUUUGGUCGCAAACAUGCUAUUUUCCGCAUUGAGCGCGGCCGUAUGCGCAACGAGUGGUUCCCCAAGAACAAGGCAGAGUACAUGACGCCUGCUCGCUUCCAAGAGCUCGGUCUUACACGCGACGCCAUUGGCGAGGUCGACCGCUCCUUCGUCAUUCUGAGCGCCCUCGAUGCCGCUGCCAGGCCGAAGCCUGCGGAGCAAAAGACGGAAGAACCAGUCCCGGAAGUCCAGAUCCCCCAAGUCAAGGUUCCGGACGUUACUCCCGAAACUGCUCACGCCCUGCUAUCCGAGCUCGUCCCUAACACCCUCACCUUCCACCGCGAACCUGUGCCGAUUACAAUUCCUCAGCCGAAACCCGCGCAGGAGCCCAAAAUCUCGCCUCUAAUUGCCAGGCAUGCGCCGGCGUCCACGGCCGAGACCCCUUCCACAGACAAGGCCCAGAGGGCCAUCUUUGGCUCCGUCUCGAGCAGCGAUAUUCUCAACCAGAUCAAGGCCCUGAUUUCUGGCCAUGAGGAAGCUAGCCGCAUUGUUCUUGGACCAUCAAGCGUCAAGAUAGUGGGCUUGGCCGAGGACAAUGAUCGCAUUAGACAUCUUGGCCGAUGGGAGAUUGAGAUCGCGGUUGCUAGAGCGGGUUCCGGCCUGGAGCCUGUUCGCAAAUCGGUCGAGAUCCUGCCCAGCGCCCAGUGAGGACCGAAGGUCUUCCAGCUUUCAGGUGGCCUGCGCACGUCACGCAGCCAACGUGUCGUGUGUUGCGGAUGAGACACGCCCUUACGCUCAAGCCGGCAUCUUAGCUACCCAUGUAUAUGUCUUGUACACUAACAGACUUGGCCCGUCCUUUCAUCCGUUUUGUUCACUCACCCCAACUAUGUAUGUGAAGAUGGAUUCACUGGAUUACUUUAAAAGUGUAUACUGGGCCAGAAUAAUAAACAUAUCCCAAAACCCAC
Neurospora tetraspora is the source of this 1503-nucleotide messenger RNA. RefSeq lists its product as uncharacterized. Gene Ontology annotation, cellular component: mitochondrion; ribosome. The coding region runs from base 350 to 1246 and encodes 298 amino acids. The record is from RefSeq and is a predicted model, not a curated record. The transcript has 3 exons. NCBI's taxonomy places the organism in Eukaryota, Fungi, Ascomycota, Sordariomycetes, Sordariales, Sordariaceae. Gene Ontology annotation, biological process: translation. Gene Ontology annotation, molecular function: structural constituent of ribosome.